Penicillium brevicompactum is the source of this 1221-nucleotide messenger RNA. RefSeq names its product NAD/NADP octopine/nopaline dehydrogenase family protein. The transcript has a single exon. Gene Ontology annotation, biological process: glycerol-3-phosphate catabolic process. Gene Ontology annotation, molecular function: NAD binding; oxidoreductase activity, acting on the CH-OH group of donors, NAD or NADP as acceptor. NCBI's taxonomy places the organism in Eukaryota, Fungi, Ascomycota, Eurotiomycetes, Eurotiales, Aspergillaceae. The coding region runs from base 1 to 1221 and encodes 406 amino acids. The record is from RefSeq and is a predicted model, not a curated record.
AUGGGCUCUCAAAACUUCGAUUCCGUUCCUACUGUGACUAUUAUCGGCGCCGGUCCCUGCGGAUGUGCCUUCGCAGCAGACCUUGCUAGCCGUGGAAAGGAUGUUAUGCUAUACGCUCAUCCUGACCACCGUGGUGGAACCACCAUGAUCGAGAACAACGGUGGUUGGCUCAAUGCAGAUGGUGAAAUCAGUGGUAGAUAUCAGAUCAAGACCACCAGUGACAUGUACCUUGCCAUUCGUCACUCCAACUUCCUGGUCACGACAGUUCCCUCGUACGGACAAGACACCAUCUUGACGUUGCUCAGUCAAUUUGACCUUCGCAAGCAUACCCUCGUGAUCAAUGUCGGCAACUUUUUCUACCUCUCUGCACGCCAAAAGGUCAACGCCCAUUGUAUUCUCGAGACCGAUAUCUCUCCUUACGCCGUUCGCAUUACUGGCGAUACCGUCUUCGUGAAAGGAUGCAAGAAAAGCCUGGCCAUUUGGGCCGAGCCACCCACCACCCAAGUCGAGCGUCUUGACCCACAAGCCGAACUUGGCCUCCGUCGCCAGGUCGAGUCAAUCUUUUCUCAGAAGCUAAAUUGGUGCACCAAUCUGUUGGAGGUCGGUCUCAACAAUGUCAAUCCAGUUGUGCAUUGCCCCGCUGCUCUCAUGAAUGCUGGCUGGAUUGAAGCCACAAAGGGCGACUUCUACUUCUACGCCCAGGGAAUGUCGCCCUCGGUGUCCCGUGUGACGGAGAAGCUGGAUCUGGAGCGUCUCGCUAUUGCCCAUGCAUACGGUCUUGAAAUUACCCCCAUUACGUCGUACAUGAACCAGAACUACAGCAACCCCCGACAAUACGCCGACUAUCAUGAUUUCGCAUCGGGCUCAGUAGUUCACAACAAGACCAAGAGCUCUCCAAGCUCUUUGAACCACCGCUACCUACUUGAAGAUAUUCUUUACGGACUGGUUCCAUGGUAUGAGCUUGGUACGAAGGUCGGUCUGACUUCGCCGACGAUCCGAGCUCUCAUUGAAAUGGCCCAGAUCGUCAGCGGUUUCGACUACUUCGAGAACGGAAGGACUCUCAAGGCCGCAGGCCUCGGUGAUGCUACCAAAGAGCAAGUUCUCAAUGCGCUGGGUGGACCUGUGGAGACCACUCCUGUACACACUGCCUUUUCCGAAUCCCCUAUUGGAAACGCCAUUGAUUUGCAUGCUCCACUCCAGACAGCCCAAGUCGUUGGAUGA